CGAUGAUAUUCCGAAGACGACAAGUAUAAAACUUGCCAUUUUCACCGUGUGAAAAAGAUACUAAAAAUAAGUUUGAGUUAAAUUUUGAAAAGAUGAUGGCGCCACCUUUCUCACAAAAUUCCCCUAUCUUCCCCAGUUAAAAAAAAUGGCGGAUUCCAGCACAAUCUACAUCGGCGGAAUCCCGGUGGAGUUCCCGUACCAGCCGUACGGCACUCAGCUGGCCUUCAUGAACCAAGUGAUCGCGACGCUCAAUCGGUCGCAGAGAGACGGCCACUGCCACGCGCUGCUCGAAUCUCCCACCGGCACAGGGAAGUCGCUCUCGCUGCUCUGCUCCGCCCUUGCAUGGCAGCAGAAUCACAAACUUAGAAAUAUCCGGAAUGAGUCCAACUAUCAUGGGGGCGGCUUCAUCCCUGAGACUCAGCCAUCAGGGAAUCCAGCAGGCAUGGAGCAACAAAGAUUAGCACCGAUUAUCUUUUAUUCAUCGAGAACUCAUGCUCAAAUCAGUCAAGUCAUCCGGGAGUACAAGAAAACAACCUACAGGGUCCCCAUGGCAGUCUUGGGAUCAAGAAAGCAUUACUGUACCAAUCCAAAGUUACUUGGUGAUAAGAAAGUUGACGAGAAAUGUCGGUUGCUUCUGAAGAAUAGAGAAGAUUACUGCCCGGAAUCCAGAAAUGUCCAUGAAGUCAAAGGUCAUCCCUCUCUUCGAAAAGGUGGCUGCCAUGAGGUCCAUGACAUUGAAGAUCUUGUCAAAAUUGGGCAAGUUGUCAAAGCACAUUCUUUGGUUGAAGAUGCAGAACUGGUCUUCUGCCCAUACAACUAUAUCAUCAAUCCAAACAUCCGAAAGGGACUGGAAGUUUAUAUGCGCGGGAGCAUUAUUAUUUUAGAUGAAGCACAUAAUAUAGAAGACGUAGCUCGUGAUGGUGGUAGUAUUGAUCUAGAGGAGGAAUCUUUGCUCCAUUUGCAGAUAGAAUUGAGACGGCUGAGGCUGAUUGAUGCCAUGACAUACCAACCCUUGUUUGAGAUGACUCAGGACAUAUUGAGUUGGAUGGACCGGAGAAAAAGUGCCCUGAUGAAGCGUGAUUUUGGGUGCCAUUUCCGUUGUUGGACUGGAGAUAAAGCUUCAAAAGAGCUACAGGAAGCCAAUAUAUCAUUGCAGAAUUUUCCAAUAUUGCAACACUGUGCCCAAAAGGCCAUCAGAGCUGCUUCAGAAGCAGAGCCAUGUGUUUCUUAUUUAACAGGAAUGGCAUCAGCUAUCCUAGAAGGAUUGUUCUCUUCACUCAGUUACUUCUUCUCUAGGGAUGGUGUCCAUAUUCGUGACUUUGAACUGGCACUACAAAGAGUUGCAAAGAAAGAUGAAGGCACACAAGGUGGUUGGACAAACACAUUCAGCUUGUGGUGCUUAAAUCCUGCCGUCGUUUUUAAAAGCAUUGCUGAAACUGCACAAUCUGUCAUUCUAACUUCAGGAACUCUUUCACCAAUGAAUACUUUCUCAUCUGAACUUGGUGUUCAAUUUGGCACUUGUCUGGAAGCCCCACAUAUCAUAGAUGUUGAUUCGCAGGUGUGGGCAACUGUGAUUUCCAAUGGUCCUGGUAACUAUCGACUCAACGCAAGCUACAAAACUGCGGAUGAUUAUGCUUUCCAGGAUGCAGUUGGCACAUCUUUGGAGGAAAUAUGCAAAGUUGUUCCUGGUGGUUGUCUGGUUUUCUUUCCAAGCUACAAGUUGCUGGAUAAAUUAAGCACCAGGUGGCAGGAAACAGGCCAGUGGUCUCGAUUAAAUGCACAAAAAUCCAUUUUUGUUGAACCAAGAGGGAGCAGCCAAGAUUCUUUUGAGGCUACUCUAAGGGAAUACUAUAAUUACAUACGUCAUGGCACAAGGCAGUCGAAUAGCAAUUUGGUUAUUAGGAAAGAAGGGGCAGCUUUUCUAGCAGUUUGUCGAGGCAAGGUAUCUGAAGGGAUGGACUUCUCAGAUGACAAUGCUCGAGCUGUCGUGAUUGUUGGGAUUCCCUUUCCUAACAUUUAUGACAUUAAAGUUGCACAGAAGAAGAAGUUCAAUAAUAUAAAUGAGAUAUCUAAGAAGCUUUUAAGUGGGAAUGAAUGGUACUGUCAGCAAGCCUUUCGUGCCCUAAACCAGGCUGCAGGUCGUUGCAUUCGACACAGGUUGGAUUAUGGAGCUAUCAUCUUCUUAGACGAGCGACUCCAUAGAGAGAGAAACAGAGCAUACAUAUCAAAGUGGCUGCGCAAGUCUCUUAGGCUCUACACCAACUUUGAGGAAUCACUUCACGGUUUAAAAUCCUUUUUUCGGAGAUGUGAAGGUGGCGGACACAAUUACAUGUGACUUUCAUGAUACCCAUCAUUCCUCGUAUACUAUACAUAUCUUAAUUUAAGUUAUCUUGUUAUAGAAUCUUAAUAGACAAAAACUUGCGUGAAGAACUCUCUCUCACCAUGAGCUCUUCCUUAGAAUAUUGAUCAUUGAAAUUUUUAAAUUUUAUUUGUAAUUAAUUAUAUCUUAAUUAAUCAAUUAAAUAAUAAUUAACA
This is a messenger RNA of Salvia miltiorrhiza (redroot sage), 2535 nucleotides long. RefSeq lists its product as uncharacterized. Gene Ontology annotation, cellular component: nucleus. Gene Ontology annotation, molecular function: hydrolase activity, acting on acid anhydrides, in phosphorus-containing anhydrides; DNA helicase activity; DNA binding. The transcript has 24 exons. Bases 146 to 2335 code for a protein of 729 amino acids. The record is from RefSeq and is a predicted model, not a curated record. Gene Ontology annotation, biological process: double-strand break repair involved in meiotic recombination; nucleotide-excision repair. NCBI's taxonomy places the organism in Eukaryota, Viridiplantae, Streptophyta, Magnoliopsida, Lamiales, Lamiaceae.